AUGUCAAAACACUCAUAUGAUCAUGGUGUAGUGAUUAUACAAUGUCCUUCAUGUAAUAAUAAUCAUUUGAUAGCUGAUCAUUUAGGAUGGUUUCGUGAUGGUAAAACAACUAUAGAAGACUUGAUGCUUGAAAAAGGUGAAAAGGUUUUGAAAUUUAUUGCAGAUGAGAAGUUUGAAUGGAAUUCUGAGACAAUUGGGAAGGGAAAAUUGAGAAUAAAAUUACAAAAAAAUUCAAUCAAAGGAAAAGAAUGGUAG
Molecule: messenger RNA, 255 nt
Organism: Entrophospora sp. SA101
Lineage: Eukaryota; Fungi; Glomeromycota; Glomeromycetes; Entrophosporales; Entrophosporaceae
Source: the annotation of a GenBank genome assembly